AUGAAGCAGGCGACCGCCAUCAAUAAACUAGACAAGAUUCAAAGACUUGCAUACUCUAUUCUUCUCCUCCUAUCGCUACCCGUAUUGGCCGGGACAAUUACUUUGCUCUUAACCGAUCGUAAUUUAAAUACUUCUCUCUUUGAUCCUUCGAGUGGAGGAGACCUUGUUCUUUACCAACAUAUAUUUUGAUUCUUUGGUCAUCCUGAAGUUUAUAUUCUUAUUCUUCCUGGAUUUGGGAUACUUUCCAGAUUAUUAGUCAAAAAAGAAGCUUUUGAAACAUUAGGAAUAAUUUAUGCUAUAAUAGCAAUUGGACUUUUAGGUUUCAUUGUUUGAGCUCAUCACAUAUUUACUAUUGGAAUAGACGUAGAUACACGAGCUUAUUUUACUUCUGCAACAAUAAUUAUUGUUGUACCUACUGGAAUCAAGAUUUUUAGAUAAUUAUCUACUUUCCAUGGUACACAAAUUCUUAAUAAUCCAGCUACUCUUUGAUCUCUUGGAUUUGUAUUUCUUUUUACUGGUACAGGAUUGACUGGUGUCAUUUCAACUAAUUCUUCUAUUGGUAUUAUCCUUCAUGAUACAUAUUAUGUUGUUGCUCAUUUUCAUUAUGUUUCAUCAAUUGGGGUUGUAUUUGCUAGAACAUUGAUUUUCUUUAUGCACAGGAUUAACUUUCUAUAUUUCUUCACUAUAUUUAUCGGUGUUAAUUUAACCUAUUUUCUUCAACGCUUCUCAGUAACUAGACUCAAACGACUCGCUAAUACAAGAGGCUAA
Leptinotarsa decemlineata (Colorado potato beetle) is the source of this 768-nucleotide messenger RNA. Its product is annotated as cytochrome c oxidase subunit 1-like. NCBI's taxonomy places the organism in Eukaryota, Metazoa, Arthropoda, Insecta, Coleoptera, Chrysomelidae. The record is from RefSeq and is a predicted model, not a curated record.